Megalobrama amblycephala (Wuchang bream) is the source of this 4302-nucleotide messenger RNA. It is a transcript of the gene wscd1b, whose product is annotated as WSC domain containing 1b. NCBI's taxonomy places the organism in Eukaryota, Metazoa, Chordata, Actinopteri, Cypriniformes, Xenocyprididae. The record is from RefSeq and is a predicted model, not a curated record. Gene Ontology annotation, molecular function: sulfotransferase activity.
AAAAUUCGCUCGUCUAACCGCAUCAGGUCAGUCCGUGUUUUACACGUUGCCUGGGAACAACAACAACGCCGUUUUAAUACUCGGCACGACUCUUGCUCAUUUCUGUCUAACGUCUACAACAGGAAGUACAGACACAAAAAGUCGUCCAAAACUGCAGAAUAUUAAAACAUGCGAUGAAAACAGUCUUUUAUAAUCGACAGAUAGCGUUCAGCUGCGGGGAAGAGCCGGUGAGAGUAUCCAGUCAGGAAUCACCAGACUCUCUUAAGUGGAAGCGCGUGUCCGAGCGCUGGAGACGCACAGAGCGCGUGAGCUGGAUACAUCCGCGUCGGUUUGAACCGCACCUGAUCUGAGGCACCACAGUAACAUAGAGGUCCUGUGAACUCGUAGAUGCUGUAGAAACCAAGAGCUAAAUCUUCUCUAAAGGAUGAAGAUCACAGUGCCUUCUAGAAUGUAUCUUCUCUUUAGUAGUCCUGUAUAAGUCUAAGGAUCUUGUUUGACAUCCAUCUGGAUGGUUUGAACCAGGAUGGCCAAGCCAUCCUUUUUAAGAAGAGCUCAAUUGCUCCUGUUUUUUCUGGGUGUGGCUUACAUCAUGGCAGGAAGCGUGUUACUGCUUCAGCGCUCCAGUGUGGUAACAUUUCAGAGAGACACGGAGACCAUGGCGCUCCCUUCCCUACCAGCGCCACCUAGAGCCCUGGAAGUACCUGCUGCCAGGUGGUUGUACAGGAGGAACGUCAUCCAGGAUAUGGAGAACCAACCUCUUGAGCAGACAGGUGAUAUAAUGGACCAGAAGCACCUCAUAUCUCGUAACCUGGAAAUCAGGCAUCUAAGACGGCAUUGGUUUCAUGGUAAUGCUGAACAGAAAAGCUCUUCUAAACAUAAUCUGUCACACAAGGAAGCCAGACAUAAAGGGACCUACAUUGGAUGUUUUAUAAACAACGAAACGGAGCACGCACUCGGCGGGACCAUUCUUUAUGAUUUCCGUAAAAUGACCAGCGCCUUGUGUCAGGACACCUGCUCAGAGAGUGGGUUCCGGUAUGCUGGGCUGGAGUAUGGAGCGGAGUGCCAUUGUGGCAAUCGGGUCUGUUCCCGCCGGGCUCGGGGAGAGGAUUGUAAUCUGGAUUGCCGGGGAGAGAAAGGAUCCCCCUGCGGAGGGGUGGAGCGCAUGUCUGUUUACAGGGUUGAGGACCGUAUUCCGGGACAGAGAAGAUACAGAACUGUGCACUACCACGGCUGUUACAAGAGGCCAAAGAACUCUACCGCUGACUUCCUGAUCCAGACCUCUGGGCCGACACACACUCCUCAGCAAUGUAUCGAGACCUGUACAGAUCAGGACCUUCCAUUGGCCCUUUUGAGAGGGCAAGACUGUUUCUGCGGCCAUGCCCCAUUUCUCUUCACAAUCCAGAUGAGUGAACAGGAACACAUGUGUGAGAGGGGCAACCAAACAAACCACACUUCCCCUUAUGACUUGGACUACUACUGGGUGUACAGUACUCCUGUGUUAGAUGCAACAUGCAAAGAAAGGACAUUUCUGCCCCAGAAGUCCAGGACUCUCGUGGCCCUGUCCAGCUUUCCAGGGGCAGGAAACACCUGGUUACGUCACCUGAUCGAACUUGCCACAGGAUUCUAUACCGGCAGCUAUUACUUUGACGGAUCUCUGUACAACAAAGGUUUUAAAGGAGAGAAGGAUUACUGGCAGAGCGGGAGAGUCAUCUGCGUCAAGACUCACGAAAGCGGCCAGCGAGAGAUUGAAAUGUUCGACUCUGCCAUCCUGCUGAUGCGAAACCCCUAUCGUUCCCUUAUAGCAGAGUUCAAUCGAAAGUGUGCCGGACACCUGGGCUACGCAUCGGACGUUCACUGGAGGAGCAAAGAGUGGUCCGAGUUUGUGGACAGCUAUUCGACCUGGUGGGUGUCUCACGCUCUGGCCUGGUUGCGAUUUGCCCACCGCUUGCUCGUGGUACACUUUGAAAAUCUUCAGAAAGAUCUAGUCCCUCAGUUAAAGUCUAUCACCGCUUUCCUAAACAUCAGCAUUCCUGAGGAAAGACUUCUAUGCACAGAGAGCAACAGAGAUGGCCAUUUCAAACGCUCUGGAUCUCGUAGCCUGACUUUUGACCCCUUCACCCCUGAGAUGAGAGCUCGUAUAGAUGAAUACAUCCACACAGUAGAUAAAGCCCUCAGAGACAGAAACCUCAGCGGCCUUCCACAGGAGUACAUGCCCAGGUGAGGAUACAGGAGUGUAGCUGCUGCCCCCUGCUGGAGGGAGGACACAGAACCACAAAGUGCCUGAGUAAAAAAACACAACUGACAUCUCUCAAAGCCUUUGAAAUGCUGUUUGUUUGUCUGUUUUAUGUGUGCUUUUUGUUUGUGGUUGAUGUAUUAUUGGCAGUGUGGAGACUGUGUCUAGUUUGUAUGUUAUAAUUAAACUCAUUAAUUCUCAUAGUAUCAGUUUCAGUCCAUUUUAAUAUCCUCAAGUAGAUUACACAAUACUACGGCAUUUCAAGUACCUUAAUAAUUAAAAUCCAUGUAUGUAUUUAUUUGAAAAUUACUGCUUGUCAACUGUGUUUCUGGUGUGUUUUUGGAAUCUCAGGGUCAGCAUCUUCAGUGGACACAGAUGCAUUAAUUCCAGAUAGAUGCAUCAGGAAAAAAAUGUUCCUUUUUAAUCAGAGAUAAGACAUUGUGCUCUUAUAUGACAAACGGCAUGUGUCCUUCAGUCAUUUUAUUGCUAUAAUGAAUGAAAAGCAAAAAUUUUAAAGGCUACAACACUCACAUGAGCUAAUUACAGUAACAGAAAUGAAUAUAUUUUUAAUAAAAUCUGAGCGAUUUCUGUUCCUCCAUUGAUGGCUAUCACUUUGAGACUUCAAACUGUUCACAAAGAGAUCGUAAACUAAUCCAUAUGAAUUGAGUAGUUUAAUCACAAUCGCUUUAUAUGAUGGACAGAUUGAAUUUAGGCUUCCUUCUUUCUCCAAAGUGGCAAUCAGGAAGACACCAAUUUCAAAGUCAAAUGUUUUAUUUUGCUGGCUACUAAAGGAUGGUAGCAUGCUGUGAUGUUUCUGAUUUUCUAGAUAGUUAGUUGGUACAUUAGUCCUUCCAUUUGAGUGCUUCAAAAUGAUAAUAAGUGCUUAAUGUCACUGCAGCUUGAAAGAAAAAUGCUCUGACUGCGGAAUUACUCAGUGAAAGACAGUUCUUUUGCACAUAGCUACAUUUAAAGAGAAGAGCUGUUCACAGAGGACCAGCAUGCUCCUCUAUCAAUCUUGGCUGUUUUAAAUCAUUUAUCUUUUAAACAAGCCAGACUAAUGUCUUUGAUCGCAAUGUUACAAACUUGGCAUCUUGAUUAAGGGACAUUUGAAUGCAACUGAAGUAGGUUUUAAAUAAUCCAUUAAAUAAAAUAAUUAUUGUCAUAAAUCUGACUUCAAAAAUACCUUGCCUACAAACUCAGAAUGUGGAAUAUGCAGUCAUAUAAGUAAACAAUAAUGAUAAAUAUUUGUAUUUGCUACAUAUUUUAAUAUUAACCAUUUCAAUAAUUAUAUUAUAAUUCAAAAUGAGCACUAUAAUAUAAUGAAAUAUUUGUGAUUUAUCUUAACAAAAACAAACAAACAAAAACAAAACAAAAAACAGAAUUUGAAGCCAAGUAAACGGUGCAAAGCUUUAAAAGGCUGUCAAAGAAAUAUGAUGCUUUUUGCAGGCAGAUGGUGUAGUUACAGCAUCUACCAGCAGGGGCUAACUGGGCCAAACCUUGAACCCUUGAGAUUUGCAUUUAAAGUUACAAGUGAAAAAAAAAAAAAAGUUACAGAAAGAUUUCAGAGCAUUCUCCAUAAAGUCUGCUAUUAAAAUAUGAGCACAUUCCUCGACUCUCUCCUGCAGGGUGCUUAUAUGAAUCUGAGAGAAAGACUUAAAUAACUUUGGCAUAUGGCUGCUCUGUUCUCUGCCAAACAAAUCCAAGACACACGUCAAGCAGUCCGUCCAUCUGUUAAACAUUGCGUGAUGGUAAGCCUGCUGGAACAAUCUAUCACCCUGUGAUACAAUUCAGUGAUUUCAUAAUGUCCUGCUGUAAUUUUCCCCCUGCAGAGCAUCAGUGUGUUUUGGAACUAGAGAAACAGAUCUAUGAAUCAUCUAAAUGUUUUAAUCAAAGGAAUUCUGGAAAUGAUAGUUUUUCAUGAGUGAUUAUGAGUACAUUGAAAUUACAGACACAAACAAUAUUUAUGAAUCUGUAAAAUGAGGAAAGUCAUGAAAUUGUCAAACAUGCUUUACGAAUCUUUUGUUUAGAAUCAGUGGUUCGGAGCACGAAAGUCACAUGAUUUCAGUAAA